Molecule: messenger RNA, 179 nt
Organism: Geodia barretti
Lineage: Eukaryota; Metazoa; Porifera; Demospongiae; Tetractinellida; Geodiidae
Source: the annotation of a GenBank genome assembly
UUGUUUUGUGCUUUGGUGAUAAAGAUCUCAGACUUUGGUCUGUCAGAGGACGUGUUCCGAGGACUACUAUAGAGAGGGAGUGGAUGGAGAGAUGGCCAACUCCCUGUCAAGUGGAUGGCUCAGAGAGUCUCAGUGAUGGCCACUUCUCAGAGAAAAGUGUGUGGUGGUCAUUUGGAGUG